Cladophialophora psammophila CBS 110553 is the source of this 1488-nucleotide messenger RNA. RefSeq lists its product as uncharacterized. The record is from RefSeq and is a predicted model, not a curated record. Bases 1 to 1488 code for a protein of 495 amino acids. NCBI's taxonomy places the organism in Eukaryota, Fungi, Ascomycota, Eurotiomycetes, Chaetothyriales, Herpotrichiellaceae. The transcript is spliced from 2 exons.
AUGCAAGAACCCGUCUUGACUGUGUCUAUCACCACCCCGCAAUCGUGGGCGCAGCAAAAUGCCAUCAAGCGCCGACGGAUCCCUCGAUCACCGCGUCGCAAUGUCAUCUCUCUCAAGCACCUGGAUCCAAAGGUCAGGAGGGCCAAGGAAGAAUUCCUGUCGAAGGCCAUCGCCAGUCAACUGCAGAUUAAGAAGUCUCCCACCAAUGGACUCCAGCUUGAUCCUUUCCAAACCUUGCCAAUCCCAAGCACCGGAUGCGUGGGCAACAUGGCCCAAUAUUAUGUCCAGGUCUGGGCUCCGCAGCAUGGCACCGCCUUUGCGUUCGACGGCCAUUCUAAUCCUUACGUGAGCCUGCUCUGGCCUUUUGCGUUGACGUCUGAGAUCUACUUUGAAGGACUGAUCGCUCUAUGUCGAGCCACAUACCUCGCCACCUCGGGGCAGUCGGCUCGCGGCGACCGACACUUUGUAUGGCACCGAGGCAAUGUCAUGACCAAACUGCGCGCUCGACUCCAAAACCCUCAGCAAUGUUCGGACGAUACUACGAUCCUAGUCGUGGCGACAUUGGGCACGAUCGAUUAUAUUUUGGGAGACCACACGGGCGCCUAUGCGCACGUCUCCGGCAUGAGGCAGAUGAUGAAACUCAGGGGUGGAAUCAAGGGCACCUCGCCGUGGGAACGACUGCUCAAGGCCAAUGUCGAUGCCUAUGAGGCACUAUGGUCGUUUCUGUUUGCUGCAGAUUCUACCCCGGACAAGUCAACUCGGUAUUCGGGACAAAUUCUACAGAAUUCAGAGUUCCCCGUUUACAUGGCACAUCCGUUCAAACCGGAAGUUUGUGAGAUGCUGUCUAGGCUCCCCCAAGGCUUCUGUGAUAUUGGGUUGACGGGUGUGCUUUCGCUCCAAAUGAUCCGGCUCUUGUCCCAUUUCGCCACUGUCAAAGCGAAAUUGUCGGAUACGAUUCGAGUUGAAGAAUUCGGCGUUACCUCGAGAAGGAAGAUCCAAACGACACUCGAAGAUCUCCAUCGACUCGCUACCCUACAAACCACCCCUACGGAGAGGUUUCUCUCCCACGGCCUGGUAGCAUAUUGCUACCUGUUGAGGGUCAUCCAUUUCCAAGACCAUCUGACUGGCUUUUAUGAGACAGCGUUGAAAGCUCUAGCGGACAUUGCUCUGCACCAGACUCCCAGCCACAAGUCUCCGGAACGCCCGUGUUAUCUCUGGACCAACAUGAUGAUCGGAACCGUCAUACAACAUGGCCAGAUCCGUCCCCGUGGCUGGACGACGGUCAUGCGACAAUUUUUGGACAAGUACGGCGAGGCUCGCCAAUGGAAGAAGUUGGAAAAGGAGUUGAAAAUGUUCUUUUUCGAGGAUACCAUUCGCGACCUUGCGAAGGAGGCUUACGACGAGGCGGUUAGGAGGAAGGAAAGGGGAGAAUCCGAAGAGAGGGAUUCACGAAUCGCUACCAUGGCUAUUCGGAAUGUCAUCCUAUAA